AACCUCAGGAGCAUCACCUGGGUCAAACAAGAAACUGAAGAUGUGUGCUUAGCAGCUGAAGCCACACAGGCAGAGCAUGAGCAUCUGGAGCAAGAACGCCUAUGCAUAGAACAAGAAACCAAAGCAGAGCUAUGCAAAGCUGAAAAGAAGAAACCCAGAAUCAACAAUUUCAAGAGUGGAAUGGCUGUAGGCAACACCCUCACCCCACGCCCAUCUCAGUAUGCAAUCCACAAGCUCAAAACCUUUGAGUAUGUCGAAUUGUGGUAUUUCAGCCCAGAUGGUUGCAAGGAAACCUCAGAUGAAGCAAAGUCAUCUGCAAAUGACACAUUUGGCUUUGCCAAAGUCGACGAUUUCAUCACUCUCAAACCAGUGGCUUCCUUCAAAGCAUCAUGCAAGGCCAUCCAGGAUCACAGCCUUGAAUGGUGCCAGUUCGACCUGGCCAAGAAUAACUUCCUCCUCUACAUUAACAAACUGAAUUGGCUGGAGAAACAUCAGUGCACUCUGACCAUGUUCUUUAUGAACAUUGUGGCGCACCCAUCUUGUUCUGAACCCUUCGGUGAACGAGCCCUACUCUUAUACACAGCUCAUGUGUGUUGA
Molecule: messenger RNA, 597 nt
Organism: Suillus subaureus
Lineage: Eukaryota; Fungi; Basidiomycota; Agaricomycetes; Boletales; Suillaceae
Exons: 1
Source: RefSeq, a predicted model, not a curated record